Molecule: messenger RNA, 3111 nt
Organism: Hypanus sabinus (Atlantic stingray)
Lineage: Eukaryota; Metazoa; Chordata; Chondrichthyes; Myliobatiformes; Dasyatidae
Product: arf-GAP domain and FG repeat-containing protein 1-like
Exons: 14
Coding region: 155-1936 (593 amino acids)
Molecular function (GO): GTPase activator activity
Source: RefSeq, a predicted model, not a curated record
CGCCGUAGACCCGCCCCCGGCCCAUGAUUGGCAGGUAAUGGCGGCGGUGAGGAGACGCGGCUGAGGGUAGGAGGGAAGGAAAAGCUGAUCGAUCGCCCGAGUCGCCACCGCCGCUUCUCUCUCUCUCUCCGCCUACGGGGCUCCGGCCGCCGGCAUGUCGGCCACGGCUCGCCGAAAGCAGGAGGAGAAGCACCUGAGGCUGGUGCGCGAGCUGGGCGCGCGGACGUACAACCGGCAAUGUUUCGAGUGCGAGCAGCGCGGGCCCACCUACAUCGACAUCACGGUCGGCAGCUUCGUGUGUACCUCCUGUUCGGGGAUCCUGAGAGGCCUCAAUCCCCCUCACCGAGUGAAGUCCAUCUCCAUGACAACCUUUACUGAACAGGAAAUUGAAUUCCUUCAGUUGCAUGGCAAUGAGGCCCAGAGUACAGGAGGCCAUUCAAAUCUUCUGGAUACUGAAAGACUAUUUAGAGUGGACGUUGAGAUGGACAUGGAGUGGAUGUUUCCAUCAGUAUGUAGGCAGAUCUGGCUGGGCCUGUUCGACUCCAGAUCAACAGUUAUCCCGGAUUACAGGGAUCCUCAAAAAAUCAAGGAAUUCCUGCAGGAUAAAUAUGAGAAGAAAAGAUGGUAUGUUUCUCCAGAGCGCGUAAAGGUGUCUGCAGCCACAUCAGCCACCACCUCACUCAGCAGCAGGAGCAGCACGCCUGACAUUAAGCCACUGAAGAGUCUGGUGGGAGAAUCAACUCCAGCCCUGAACAUUACCAAAACCGUCGGCAGUCAGCCUGUGAGUCAGCCACAGAUGCAGCAGCCACAGCAGCAGCAAGCAAAGAAGUCACAGCUGGAUCUUCUGGCCGAUAUUGGGGGUGACCCUUUUGCCACCCCUGCACCCCAGCAGGCUUUUGGAGCUUUUCCUGGCUUUGGAGUCCAGCAAACUGUGCAUACUGGUUUUCCGGCCUUCAAUGCAUUCGGUGGCAGUGGAGCUACAACUAACGUCGGAAGUUUCCCUUCAGCCAACCAAGCCCCGUUCCAGGCCCAGUCUACAACAGGUGGUUCGAGCGGCGCUAACUUUGCAAACUUUGAUACCUUCCCAAAAUCUUCCAGCACUAGUUUUGGAGCGUUCACUAGCCCUCCCGUCUCCUCUGUGCCCGCAAGUUCAACGGCUGUCAGCUCCGGUAAAAAUGCCACUUCGCAAGCCGACAAAUACGCAGCGUUGGCAGAUUUAGAAAGCAUCUUUAAUGCCCCUAAAUCCACUCCAGGUGGUCAGAUGUCCAGCUUCAGUUUCACCUCUUCAGUCUCAACCGGCCAACCUACAGUCUCAUCGAGCCAAUAUGCAGGAGCCGAGUAUAGUAGCGUCUUCAGUAUUGGAGUGCCUUCAAGUCAUGCCAGUGCUGCCACUAGCAGUAUCUCCGGGACUGGAAGCCAAGUGCCUACACAGCAAUCCACACCAAGCAGUGCAUCCAGCUUUGGAGCUUUCAGUAAUCCAUUUGCUGCUCCUGUCGCACCGCAAGCAGCUUCUACCAAUCCCUUCCAGACCAAUGGGAUGGCGCCAGUGUACGGUGGAGUGCCGGCUGGGUAUGCGUCGGUCCCAGCCACCUCGGUCCCUGGGAGCUUUGCAGGAUUUCAGCAGCACCCGUUCCAGCAGCAGCAGCCCCAGCAGCAGCCGCAGGUCUUUGCUCAGCACGAGCAGCCAUUCGCAGCCCAGCAGGGAUUUGGCCAGCAGCAGCAUGCGUUUGUCCAGCAGCAUCCCUUCCUGCAGCAGCAAGCCUUCAGCCAGCAACAGAAUGGAUCUGGAUUUGGUGCCUUCGGGCAGCCCAAAGUAAUGGCGCGACCAAUGGGGCCGUUGAUUCAAGGAGGUGGAGCGCCUAGCAACCCAUUCAUGAGCGGAGCCCCACCUGGACAGUUUGCAGCAGGAAGUGCAUCCACCAACCCCUUCUUAUAGUGACCUGUAGUACUUCCAGCAUGUGGCUCUUCCAGAAUCGCCUUAAACCACAGGAGUCAACCAACAGCUGUAACAUACGCGAUGCCAGUACACACACGUUUCUAUACUUCGGUGGUGGGUGGGAGGGGAGGAAGAACCUGAGGGUGGAAACGGAGGUGUUGAAAUAUUUCUAUAUCAUAGCCGUUCGAUGUAUUAGCAACCAAAUACCAACGCAGGCUAUCUCGGGUCUCUUGACGCAGCUCUGGACACUCGAGGGAAAGGGGCGGGGAGGGGGGGAGAGUGGAGAGCCAAGAUAGUUGCAAGCUGCAUCUCACUCAGGCACCAUCUAUGCAGGGGAGAUUUUCACAUUGCAGGCAGAUGAGGCAGUGGAAGGGUUAAGUAGCCAUGGGGUGGAUGAUGAGAAAAAUCUCUGCACUCAACUCAGGCUGGGUCAUGUAAGCCUUCAUCCCAGUGACAUUUCGUCCUUUAUUUUAGCACAUAUGUUAAUACCAGGCCAUUACCCCCCCCCCCCCCCCCCCCCCCCCGAGACACCAGUACUGCACAACCUGUGCUUGACACUCCCAUACACCCGUGCAAAUAGAGCCAGUUUUUGGGUAGGCUGGGGGUGGAGAGGACCCUUUCAAAAGUGGGACAGGGUAGCUCUUUGACAAUCCAUUCUUGAAGCUGGGCAAAUCACUUCUCAGAAUCCUCAGACGGCAUUCUUCCAAGGAACUGGAACCUCUCACUCAUAAGUGAGCAAUGGGGAGGGUGCCUGGCCGGCGGUUCGUAGGAGAGGUACUCGCUCUCUACUUUAAAGCUGAGGGAAUAUACCAGCCUUCUUGAAUCUGCUGCAAUAAUGACAUGAUCUCUCAUGGUUGCAGAAGCAGGGACCUUGCCUGACCCCUCUGCUGAUUUGGUCCCCAGUGAGGGGGACAGGCAGGCUGUCACACCCUUUGCCUGCCCUCACCCCUUUUCCAUCCCCACUCCCCAAACAGAUCCCUCAGAUAUUUAAUCCCACCUCCCCUCCUUCCCUUUGCAUCAUUACUUUUCCCCAGGGCCACUCUCUUCCCUUCAGUGUGGGCUGCUGUAUUAGAAUCUCGGGCAUGUUUCUGUGUCUUUUUAUUUUUUAAAAUUGUUACACCAAUUCUGCUGUGUUCUACUGUUCAUUCAAAAUAUAUAUUUUGUUCAUCAAUCGA